CUGAACUACGUCGUUGACACAAAAUUGAGCCAGCAGCACUUUGACUUUUUGCUUGACGUUUUGUCCUGCGUAUCUGCGUAUCACGUAAUUUCGUGCACCUUUCAAUUGAAUUAAAUGCGACCUGAGCCACGAAGCACAGUGUUUUUCGGGUUUUGAGUUUGAUGAAGCGCUAAGCCUCCUGGAAUUCCACAGUACCCAUUUUAUUCGACAAUGAGCAGACAACAACAUGGUCUUUCUCCAUUUUCUGUGCCACUUCACGUGCAUUUUAUUGCCAAAGUUUUGCCGGUCAUGUCCUGCGGAGUUGUCAUGUGCGGAUAAUCUAUACAUAUAUAACAUUUUAUGAUUACAAUGCAGAUUGCUAUUUAAGUGUUUAAGUGUUUUUUCAAUCGAAUAAUUUUGAAAAUUGAUUUUUAAUUGGCGCUCUAAACGUAUGCCGAUAGUUUUUACCUCAAUUGAAAAUAGCAAGGCAUGGCGAGAGGUCUUGUAAUUGGAAUUUGUUGGACUUUACUAUGGUCAAUAUUCGUAGCUGGAGAUUUUCAAUUGCAAAAUGUGAUUUGCGAGUCAUUUGACAACGCGAUUACGAACUUCAGCCGCUGCGAGAUGAAGUUCAUUCGAAGGGGCGUGGCUGCCUUCUAUAUGGUUUGGAAACUUUACAAUGUGCCAAUCAAGAGCGUGGACAUAAAUGUCGCAUUGUACAAGAAAUCGAACGGAUAUCGACCAUUUCUCUUUAACCAGACCCUGGAUUUUUGCUACUACAUGCGGAAUCCGCGAGCUCAUCCAUUGAUCUAUAUGAUGCACAAGGUAUUUAUGCAAGCAUCCAACAUAAAUCACUCCUGUCCAUAUGAUCACGAUUUAAUAAUCAAUGAGUUUAUCUACAAGAAGAACGACUUGAAAGAUCUGCCCAUACCGAAUGGCGAUUACAUGAUAAGAGUGAAAGUGGCAUUUGACAAGGAAUAUCGAACAUCCAUCAAGAUUUACGCAAAGAGAACGGAUUGACAUUAAGUUGAAAAUUGAAAUUUCAUAUUUAAAAUUACUAUUAAACUAGAAUAUACUAACCUGUUAAUUCACUCAAUAUAACCAUAGCUGAAGAAUAAACAAAUGUUCUAUUAAAAGCUU
Molecule: messenger RNA, 1116 nt
Organism: Drosophila melanogaster (fruit fly)
Lineage: Eukaryota; Metazoa; Arthropoda; Insecta; Diptera; Drosophilidae
Exons: 4
Coding region: 469-996 (175 amino acids)
Source: RefSeq, marked reviewed